AUGCCCCAGUGGCAUGGUCGUAGUCUGGGCUUGAUCAUGGACUGGGGUUGUGGUUGUGGCUGGGGACAGGGUGGGGCUUGGGCGGGGCUGGCCCUGGGGGUUGGUUACCUUGGCUCUAUCAGGACAGACAGACAGGAGCUGAUAAAAGAGGAGUGGAGACUGAGUAGACAGAUGAGUGUUGACCCGGCUGCAGUAGGACACUCCGGACAACUCACCACCAUUGCAUCAUUACUUAUCACAGUGAGUGUAUUUACAUUACAUUCUUAUCAGCCUAUAGGGUUUCAUUGUUGGAGAAACAGCACUUUCAGGAUUUUUUCGGAAGGAAUGUCUGGCUUUUUUUUGUUGCAAAAUAGAUCUGCAUUUUCUGUUUUUACUCCAUGUAAAGUUGACUGUUCUGUAUCUGGGGUUUGGAGAAUCAAUUCAGUAAGUGAGAUGUAGGUUAUUUUAAAUGGUUUAUGUUGGCUAGAUGCAAGUUAGGUUUAAAACUUUACUUCUGCAAGAUUCAUGCGGGAGAUGAGGUCAUGAGUCAUGACCCUUCCUUGGGUUAUGGUUCAACAGAAUACAGCGUAUGUCAAAUUGACAUCAAAAGUUGAAUUUGUUAGCGUUUUAGCUAACCCUAACAUUAACCUAAUUAUCCUAACCAGCUACGAAUGGUCAACUCUGACAAGCUGUAUUAAUAUCUGGCCAAAACCGCUUCCCUGCCACAAUGGUAAUAGAACUCUGAUUGGCAACAGUGAGUCCCAGCUGGGAUUGAUCUACUCACUAAACAAUCAAUAAGCAGCAAUUUUGGACCUAUAAGAAGUGGUGCUUUCUCUGGGGAAGAUAGAGGAUUGUGUCUGUCAACACACGGUGAGAGAGCCUUGGUUACUUGUGGUGGUUUUCCUGCUUAGUUGGUGCAAUGUAAGGUUAUUGCUUGUGCUGAGUUUGCAUGUUUUAGUUUCAAUAUGUAGUUUGUAGCAUUUUUCCUGACCAAGCACAAUAUGUAGUGUCAUAUCAGGGUAUUUUCAGUUCUUCUUAGUCCUCACAUUGGACUUGCAAGUUAUCGUGAUCAUUUUUUUGGGUCCUUCAGAUGGCACUUCCCCUGUUCACCCUCCUGCUGACUGCCCUCCCUGUGGUCCAUUGCUUCCCCACUGCCUUCCAGGACCUGGAGCGAAGCGGCAGUAUGUACCUUUUCAACAGUGGCGGUUGGUGGGAGGAGCUAUAUGAGGACCGUCUCAUUGUAAUGGCUGGAAUGGAAUAAAUGGAACGGUAUCAAACAUGGAAAACCCAUGUUUGACUCUGUUCCAUUGAUUCCAUUCCAGACAUUACAAUGAGCCCGUCCUCCUAUAGCGCCUCCACUGCUUUUCAGUUAUACUUCCACUGACACAUCCUAUUUGGCUAGAAAUCAAUCUGUUAUAGUAAGUUGUGUGCAUACACUACAUUUUCUGACUCUAUACGUUUGUUGGAGGAUGUUAUGGGUUUGAUUCCUGCAUGGGCCUCAUACACUUUUGAACUGUACAUUUCUUUGGUUAAAAGCGUCUGCUAAAUGGCUAAAAUGCUACAUGUAUGGUGUUUGUUUCUCCCCCAGAGAACCAAACGUCCAUCCGGUUCCUGGCUCUGGGGGACUGGGGCGGGGUGCCCUACCCUCCCUACAUUACACCGGUGGAGAAGGCUACGGCCUGGGAGAUGGGCAAGGUAGCGGAGCAGAUGGGUGCAGACUUUGUUCUGGCCCUGGGUGAUAACUUCUACUACUCUGGGGUGAACAGUGCAGAUUCUCCAAGAUUCCAGGUCAGUUGUCAGGCAGAGUAACUCCAACCGGACUCCAGUUAUGGCAUAAUGAUCAAAUAUCUUUACUUUCUUUGCUGUGAAUGUUUUUCUGAUCCUAAUGCUUAGUUGCUGAGUCUAAGUCUUGAGGAAUUUUAAAUGUGUAAGGUUUGCAAACAGAAUGGGAAUGCACUUGUUUAUCAAUCUGUCUAAAAUGACCUCUUCCCUCUCAGGAUACCUUUGAGCGUGUGUACACGGCUGAUUCUCUCAACAUUCCCUGGUACAUCCUGGCUGGCAACCAUGACCAUGCGGGCAACGUCAAGGCUCAGAUCGACUACAGCCGCAAGUCUGACCGAUGGUAAGAAACUGAUAACAGAGACAGAGGUGCGACAUCUCACUCGCUCCUUUUCUCUGGUUCAUGAACUAAGACAGACAAGACCCAGCUGCUAAUGCAUUGGUGCCUAUUGGACAUCCACCCCUUAAGCAGAACGGAACUGUGACACUUUCUUUCAAUGGUAAACGGCCUGAGUGGGACAUCUUCAUUUAUCCACCAUCUUUGCAUAGACCUUAUGAAAGUCUUUGAUAGUAUAAAACCUUCUGUAAAAGUUUUCCCUAUCCCAGUUCAUCAUGAAUUUUGAUGUAACAUGCAGCAGAAUCAGUAUUUUCACUGCAGAAUUCUAGUCUGAGUCCCAAAAGUAGUACACUAUGUAUGCAAUAGGGUGCCAUUUGGGAUGCAGGCUUUUUCACUGAGCUGUUUCUAUCUUAGCCUUCAUUGAUCAGUCUUCAUUCAUUGAUCCUCACUCCCUCCUCAGGAGGUUCCCUCACUACUACUACGAGCUGAACUUCCGUAUCCCCAACACCAAGCGCACUCUGAGCAUCAUGAUGCUGGAUACAGUGAUGCUGUGUGGUAACUCUAAUGACUUCGAUGAUGAGAAGCCCCGCGGUCCCCUCAGCUCCAUAGAGGCCAACCGACAGGUACACAGAUUAUUAUUGGCGUUGCUAAAUAAAAUGUUUUUGGCUUGGACUUGAAAAAAGUUCCCUUUUUAAGAUUUUAGAUUCUAUUAAACUUUUUGUACCACCGACCCUGUCUACCUGACCAUUGUUGCAACUGGAUGUACUUUUACACUUUUGUUAUUAAUUUCUUGUCCUUAUGGUUAAUUUGUUGCAACUGCUGACAAGUUCUCCAUCAGAAAUUCAAAAAACAAGAAUGUAAUAAAGUGGAAAUUAAUCAAUAAGAAAGUCUUCAUUUACUGUAACCACCUACCAGUUGAUCUGGCUGCAACAGAGGAUGGCCCAGUCCAAGGCUGACUUCCUGCUUGUGGCUGGUCACUACCCGGUGUGGUCAGUGUCUGAGCACGGCCCCACAGAGUGCCUCCUGAAGAGACUACGUCCCCUUCUGGUCAAACACAAGGCUACUGCAUACUUCUGUGGUCACGACCACAACCUGCAGGUUUGUGGAGGUUUUGAUGCUUUGAAACUACAUUUCGCAUAGUCGUCUCCUAAACUACUAGUGUCCCAUUGCUGGUGCAACCAACUGUUCUAUCAACCAGAGGGUUGCUGUUAGAUAAAGGAAGGCCAUACGGAAGAUAUUGAUUGUUUACUUUAGCAUGUCACUUUAGCAUUCACGAUUUAUUGAUGGAUAAUAUUAAGUUGCAUCAGGGUUGUGUUCGGAAGGGCAAACUGUAGAAAAACGUUUCACAACAAAACAAAAAAUCUGUUCAGGUAGUGUCACUGUUUUAAAAUGUUUGCUCUCUGCUGAACAUUACCCUGACUGAUCCCCCUCUCCCUUUUCUCUCCUCAGUACCUGAAGGAGUCUGGUGUGGGCUAUGUAGUGAGCGGUGCCGGUAACUUCCUGGACCCAGACACGCGUCACUGGCACCAUGUCCCCAAAGACACCCUCAAGUUCUUCACAGGCCAGGCUUCUACCCUGGGAGGCUUUGUCCACGGAGAGGUCGGUGUCAGUCAUAGAAAUAUAAUUGUGUCCUUUCUAGGAAUUCUAUUUAUAUGGAGUUGGUGUUUUAUUGAAUUGUCUAUUCUCUGUAUACUGUUUGUGAUUGUGUGGUAGAUGGACUUUGGAUGUGUCACAUGGCAUCCUAUUCUCUAUAUAGAGCCUCUGGUCAAUAGUGCACUACAUGGAGAAUAGGGUGCCAUUUCAGACGCACAUUUGCCGUUCCCUGAGGGGUCAAUAAAGUUGUAUUGUAUUGAAGGUAACCAAGGACAAGAUGACCCUCACCUUCAUCCAGGCUAAAGGGACGUCUCUGUAUCGCACUGUCUUGCCACGCAGGGACCUCAACGAUGACCAAAAUGGCAGCGACGACAAGGAUUAGCCCUAGUGGAAGAUAUUACAAAAUAAACGGUCACAUUUGACAUUUUAUAUAUGACCUAGCCCUUAAAUUAAGGACUACAUUGAUUUAUUUUACAUUACUUCUACUUUAGCAGUUCAAUUCUGUCAAAGUACAAUUUACUCAAAUGUAGUCCUUCAUAAGGGCUAGAUAUUGAGCAUGUACUUAAAUGUCCAAUAGGAUGGAUGGCUGAGGUGUGUGGAUGCAGACUGGCAGUUAUCGAAGCUCAUGUUGGAUGGAUGAUUUCAGGUUGAGUGUUUUUGAAAACAACUGUGGCAUUUUGAGUUUGCUUGAAUGUAGCUUGAAGGAGGCUAAUGCAUUUAAUGUAUUUUAAUAAACAAGGAAAGGGUUUGAGUACAGAAUGGAUGUUUUCAAGUUAAAUGUAAGAAUUUUUGUGACCUUUUAAAAAUAUAU
Coregonus sp. 'balchen' is the source of this 4499-nucleotide messenger RNA. The record is from the annotation of a GenBank genome assembly. NCBI's taxonomy places the organism in Eukaryota, Metazoa, Chordata, Actinopteri, Salmoniformes, Salmonidae.